AAGAAUCCUUAAAAUUGGAUAAGUAAAGCCGAAAUGUUAAUUUUUUGAUUAUGGAAGAGAAAAUCAUUGAUUUCCAAAAUGUAUGCAGAAUAUGUUUGGAAAAAAUGGAUAUAAUGGUAUCGAUUUUUGAUGGAAUUCAGGCACCAGAUUUAAUAUCUUACAAAGAUAUGAUACAGGAGUGUGCUUCAAUACAAGUUUCAAUUAUUGAUAUACUACCGAAAAAAAUAUGUAUAAAAUGUUCGGAACAAUUACAAUUAAGUUACAAAUUAAAAAUACAAUGCCUAUUAUCCGAAAAAAUUAUGCAAAAUUUCAUUUCAAAAACAAAACCGCACAAUAUAAAAGCCGAACAAUAUUAUGACGAAGAAUUUGAUAAUAAUGAUGACAUAAAAAACGAUAAUGAUUACGAUACAAUAUCCGAUAAUAUCGAAAAUACUGAAAUGGAAAUUAUUCUUAAAGAGGAAAAUAUUGAAAAUGAAAUAAAAGAAAAUUCGGAAUUAAUAAAAUGUGAAUUGUGCGAUGAAAUUUUUUUAACACAAGAGAAUUAUUUAAGUCAUUACGAUAGCGUCCAUUUAUUUAAAUGUAAUUUAUGUGAACAAAUUUUACAAUCACAAGUACAGUUUAAAAAACAUUUAUACACACAUAAAAAGCAGCGUGUAAAAACGAUGCAUAAAAUACGUUUCAAAAAAUUAGGUCAAGGUCAACCGAAACUAGAAUAUCGGUGUACGGAAUGUAAUAAAAUGUUUCAAUUUAAGUCCAAACUUGAGCAACAUAUGAGCGUACAUUCGGAUGAAAAUCAGUAUUUAUGUACUUAUUGUGGGAAAGCACUGAAAAGUGGUUCAUCAUUACGAGUCCAUUUACGAACUCAUACCAACGAGAAACCAUAUUGUUGUAAAAUAUGCGGUUUCAAAUCAGGUUAUCCAUUACGAGAUCAUUUAAUUUCACAUUCUAAUGAGAGAAAGUAUGAAUGUGAAAUUUGUAAAAAAUCGUAUGCACGACGAAAUACAUUAAAACGACACAUUAAAACACAUUCAACAGAACGAAAUUUUGUUUGUGAUAUUUGUGGGAAACGAUUUACAUUUAAACAUAAAUUACGAGAACAUCAAUAUAUACACACAGGUGAACGUAAAUACAUCUGUACAUAUUGUAAUAAGCCAUUCAAUCGACUUGAUAAUCUUCGAGUACAUUUACGAAUUCAUACUGGUGAUAAACCAUUUGUGUGCAGUCGAUGUGGACGAGGAUUUUCAGCUAAACAUGUACUGAAUAGUCAUUUAAAAACGCAUACUGAAUCACCGGAAUAAAAGUAGUUAAAAGAAAUAGAUGCGCUUUAACUAAAAAUUUAUGCGAUAUUUAAAAAAAACACAAUUAAAACAAAAAAAUGCUAUUUAAAAUUUCGAAUUUUAUUGUAAAUU
Messenger RNA from Chrysoperla carnea, 1409 nucleotides. RefSeq names its product zinc finger protein 567-like. Bases 51 to 1298 code for a protein of 415 amino acids. Gene Ontology annotation, biological process: regulation of transcription by RNA polymerase II. The record is from RefSeq and is a predicted model, not a curated record. NCBI's taxonomy places the organism in Eukaryota, Metazoa, Arthropoda, Insecta, Neuroptera, Chrysopidae. Gene Ontology annotation, molecular function: zinc ion binding; RNA polymerase II transcription regulatory region sequence-specific DNA binding; DNA-binding transcription factor activity, RNA polymerase II-specific. The transcript is spliced from 5 exons. Gene Ontology annotation, cellular component: nucleus.